ACCCCUUACCCCACGACUGUGAGACAUACCCCGGCUAUGGACAGGGAGGAGCUGUGAGGGACAGACGCUGGGAGAGGGAAAGAGGGAGAGAAGGAGAGAGAGACUGCAAGAGCCAGAGGAUAGAGAGAAGGAAAGAGAGGGGCAGGUUUCAGGGUUGGAGAGUUUGGCCUUUUUGCCCAGUAGAGCCACUCAGGAGUCCAGUUCUUAGUGGAGGAGCCUCAGAUCUUUCAGUCAUCAGGGGUCUGUUCGUACUGAGUGCAGGUACUGAGGAUGGCGGUGCGGAUGUUGAUGGUGUGUGUGCUGGGCGCUGUGCUUUGUCAGGUGUGGAGCUCUGCAGAACCGCAUCAGAAAGAGGAAGAGGCCCUUUACCCAUGGAGAAACCAAGGCAAGGGAUUGGUCAGGGUGAAGAGGGACUGGAUCAUCCCUCCAAUCAGAGUGGCGGAGAAUAGCAAGCAGGUUCCCGAAGACCUUGUCCAGAUCAAAUCGGACAAAAUCUUUACAGGUGAAGUGAUCUACAAGUUGGAGGGGCCGGGGGUGGACCAGGAGCCCAAGAAUCUGUUUGAGAUCGAUGAUAAAACGGGAAUAAUCAGAAGCAAGCGACCGCUGGACAGAGAGAGAUACAACAGCUUCACGCUGAAAGCCUUUGCAUUGUCCCCCAGUGGACAGAGACUAGAGAAUCCAACCACUAUAGAGAUAAUGGUGCUGGAUCAGAACGACAACAGACCCGCCUUCACCCAGAGAGAGUUUAUUGGCACCGUCUCUGAGUUCUCAGUCCCAGGCACCUCAGUGAUGUCAGUGUCGGCCACUGACGCAGAUGACCCGAUGACAGAAAACGCAGCUCUGAGCUUCUCUAUCAUUGGCCAGGAGAGCAUUCCUGCCAACGCUGUUACCAAGACGAUGUUUGGUAUCAACAACGAGACAGGAGCCAUCUACACGAGAGAUGUAGGCCUGGACCGAGAGGUGGUGCAAAGUUUCCGAUUAAAACUGCAGGUUGCUGAUAUGGGGGGCAUGGGACUAACUCGUGAAGGUGUAGCAAUCAUACAUAUAUCUGAUAUCAACAACCACGCCCCACAGUUUAGCCCUGCCUCGUACAGUAUGACAGCAGUGGAGAACAGGAAGGACUAUGACAUUGGCCGGGUGAAUGUGACAGACAGAGAUGAUCGUGGAACGGGAAACUGGGAGGCCAAGUACUUCAUUUCCAACGACCCUGAAGGCAACUUCGCCAUCAGAACAGAUCCUGCCACCAACGAGGGCGUUCUGACCGUGGUGAAGCCUCUGGAUUAUGAAGGCCAGAAUGAGUACGUCCUGAUCCUGACGGUGGAAAAUGUCAAUCGUCUGAGCAACAAGGCUCCAAACCUCCCGGUGAGCACCGCUACGGUGGUGGUGACUGUCGCCAACGAGAACGAAUCUCCACGUUUCAGGGAGGACCCCAUACAGAUUGUGGUUCUCGAGUCUGUGGUUCCUGGGACUUUACUGAAAAGCGAUAUCGCCUUUGACCCUGACCUCUCUGACCUGAGUUAUGAGAUCAGCAGAGAUCCCGAGAGGUGGCUGGACAUCAACAGAGAAACAGGAGACAUUACUGCCAGGAGAACGUUUAACAUGCGAUCUCCAAAUGUUAAAAACAAUAUCUACAAUGCUGUUGUCAAGGUUACAGAUGCUGGCGGUGUGUCGACCACCGCCACAGUGGCCAUCACACUGAAGGAGACCAAUGACUUCCCCCCUCAGCUCUUCCCUCUGAGCGGCACUGUCUGUAGGGACGCAGGCCGCAGGAGGUCUGGUCUGGUUGUGACCGCUGUGGAUGAAGACCUCCCUCCGCACGCUGCACCCUUUGCCUUUGGGAUACCCGAUGAUCUGUCAAUCAACUGGACUUUUAUUCAAGUCAACGAUACUCACGCUGUGCUCCAGCCCCUCGUAGAGCUGGAGGCCGGAGAGUACGCUGUCACAGCGUUUGUGUCAGAUUCCGGCAGCCCAGUUCUGAGCGCUUACGCUCAGGUCAACGUCACCGUGUGUCUCUGUGACUCCUUUGGAGAUUGUAAGUCUGAGGCGGGGGCCGUCCUCGGCUCCAGCGUGGGAAUCAGCUUCAUCGCUCUCAUCAUCAUCAUGGUCAGCAUCGCACUCCUACUCUUGCUGCUCCUCUUGGCUGUGGCGGUGACCACCUGCACGAGACGCCACCAUAUCAAGAAAGGAACAGGUCUGCUUGUCGGGGAAUCGGAAGACGAUAUCCGCGACAAUGUCUUCAACUAUGAUGAGCAAGGCGGCGGUGAGGAGGACGAGAAUGCCUUUAACAUCGACCUGCUGUGGAACCCCCUUGAUGCACCUUCAACCCCGGGGUCCUACUACCCCGGGUCUGCUGUUCCUCGAGGCAAGCAGCCCCUCAGGAAGGACACCCCUCAUAGCCUGCCCUCACCUAUCUACCCACGCAGGCCUCCAGCGGAUCCCACUGACAUCGAAGACUACAUCAAUGAUGGCCUGGAGGCUGCAGACAACGAUCCCAACGUGCCUCCAUACGACACGGCCCUGAUCUAUGACUACGAGGGAGAGGGCUCACUGGCAGGCAGCCUCAGCUCCAUCGCUUCAGGCAGCUCUGACGGAGACCAGGACUAUGACUACCUCAACGACUGGGGACCACGCUUUCAGAAACUGGCCAACAUGUACGACCCACGUUAAGGUGGACAGGACCCAUGUGCUUCACCACCGGUUAGGGACACAGAUCAUGCCUCAGGUGAUUUUUUUCUGGACACAUUUGAAAAGAUUUUAGUCCAGUGUGCCAAGGGAAAAUAAAUGCAAAACCACGAGCCUUUAAUCUAAUGUGCAUUAGGUUUUAUUGAGGAUCAUUUGGACACAACUGACAAAAUGGGCUCGUUGCAAAGUGUUGUGGUUAGCUCGGGAAAAGUAAAUGAGACAGUUAAAGGGUGAUCGGCCCCGAGGAAAGGAGCUGUGCAUGCUACAAGGCAAACAGAACGUGUGUUGAAAUGAUUGUUCAUGUCUGGUGUUGUUUAUCCUCAGACUUGGAUUGCUCAGUAAUGAUGCGCACAACAACAACAAAAAAAUCUUUAUGUAUUUCUUUUUUUAUAUAAGUGAUUAUUUUAUAAGAUGAAUUUGCUUUGAUAUUGAUUUUGUUUGUUUUUUCUUUUUGAUCACAAAUCCUCCAUUCCAGCAUCUGUUGAUCUUUUUGGGGAAAAAAAAAAAAAACUCAUCAAAACAAACUGUACACUAUAUUCUGUUAUCAAAUUGUUUGGAGGUGAAGACUUUGAAUUAUGUCUUUUUUUUUUUUUUUUAAUAUGAUCAUUGAAUUUAGAGUUUACCGGUGUCUACAGAAUAAAUGUAAAUCUUUUAUUUAGUGUGUGUUUUGUGACCCUCUUCACAGGCUGCACUAGGUUUACUCACAAUUCAUACACAUAUAAACAAUGCAUUCAGAAAGCAUUCGGACCCCUUCACUCACUUUUUUUCCACAUUUUGUUACGUUCAAUAGUUUUAACACAUUUCCUUCAUCAAUCUGACAAAGCAAAAAAAAGGGAUUUUAGACAUUUUCGCAAAUGUUUCAAACAAGAAAAAACUGAAAUAUCACACAGACAGAAGUAUUCAGACCCUUGCUAAUGCACUUGACAUGUAUCUCAGGUGCCUCCCGUUGCUUUUGAUCUUGUUUGAGAUGUUCCUACAGCUUGAUUGGAGUCCACCUGUGGUGAAUUCAACUGAUUGGACGUGAUUCGGGAAGACACACACCUGUCUAUAUAAGGUCUCACAACACAGUGAACUGCUUGCAGCUCAGAGACAGGAUUGUGUCGAGGCACAGAUCUGGAGAAGGAUUCAAAAUAUUAUGUUGAAUUGAAGGUCUUUAAGAACACAGUGGCCUCCAUAUUCCUUAAACGGAAGAAGUUUGUAACAACCAGGACUCUUCCCAGAAUCUGAGCAAUUGGGGAAGAAAGGCUUUCAUGGUAAAGAGAGGUGAACAGGAACGUGAUGUUCACUCUGGCCAGAAAGAAGACUCUCCUCAGUGAAAGACGCAUGAAAGCCUGCAAAGAAAUCACCUGAAGGACUCUCAGACUGUGAGAAACAAGAUUCUCUGAUCUGAUGAAACCAAGAUUAAAGUUUGGCCUCAAUUCUAAGCGUCAUCUCUGGAGGAAACACCGCUCAUCACCUUCACAAUACCUUCCCAGCGGUGAAGCGUGGUGGUGGCAGCAUCAUGCUGUGGGGGUGUUUUUCAGUGGUGGGGACUCAAAGCUGAUGGGAAGCUGAACAGAGCAAAAUACAAAAAUCUCCUUAAUGAAAACCUGGUCUGGAGUGUUCAUGAACUGAGACUCGACGACAGUGACACUAAGCACACAGCCACGACAACGCAGGACUGGCUUACAGACAGAGGAGACUGAAAAAUGGCUGUCCACCAACACCCACCAUCUGAUCUGCAGAGAAGAAUAGCAGAAAAUCCCCACAUCCAGGAGUGCAAAGCUGGUUGUGUCAUAUCCAAGAAGACUCGAGGCUGUCAUCGCUGCCAAAUGUGCUUCAAUUAAGUACUGAGUAAAGGCUCCGAAUACCUGUGUCAAUGUGACAUUUCAUCUUUUUUUUUCCUUUUAAUAAAUUUGCAAUUCUAAAA
This is a messenger RNA of Sebastes umbrosus (honeycomb rockfish), 4591 nucleotides long. RefSeq names its product cadherin 15, type 1, M-cadherin (myotubule) (gene cdh15). The coding region runs from base 271 to 2667 and encodes 798 amino acids. Gene Ontology annotation, molecular function: cadherin binding; calcium ion binding. The record is from RefSeq and is a predicted model, not a curated record. Lineage: Eukaryota; Metazoa; Chordata; Actinopteri; Perciformes; Sebastidae. The transcript is spliced from 14 exons. Gene Ontology annotation, biological process: calcium-dependent cell-cell adhesion; multicellular organism development; cell-cell junction assembly. Gene Ontology annotation, cellular component: plasma membrane; catenin complex; adherens junction.